AUGGCCAACUUCCUCUCCUCCCGCGCAACAGACCUGGUUCGCGACCUGGAUUUGCCUUGGCGAUGGGCUCCACGAGGAACCUACUCGCCCAUCGACAAUCCGUCAGGCCUGGUCUCUUUUGGCACUGCUGAGAAUGCUCUUGUGCAUCAAGAUCUGGAGGAUUUCACAAAGCACUAUGUCACCUUUCCGAAAUCAGUCUUCAGCUACGGCUACAGUACGGCCGGUGGACCUGAGUUACCAGCCGUGAUAGCCCAGCAUGUGAACGAAUACUUCCAGCCCUCUCGACCAUUAGACGGAAGUGAGAUCCGGGUAACCGGUGCAGCAACCGCAAUGCACGAAAUCCUAGGCUGGGCGGUGGGAAAUCCCUAUGACGGUAUCCUGACCUCUAGACCCGUAUAUGGACGGUUCGAGCUCGACUUUGGAAAUAAAGCAGGCCUCAAAGUGGUGUAUGCUGAUACUACUGCCGAGAACUCGUUUGACGUCGAUGUGGUCGACGCAUUCGAGAAAGCAUUGGCCAAGUCUCGCGCUGCUGGUGUAGAGAUACGAGCCCUUCUCAUUGUCAACCCCAACAAUCCUGUUGGGCGUUGCUAUCCCAGGGAAACGCUCAUCGAGAUCAUGAGGUUCUGCCAGGCGAACCGACUCCAUCUCAUCAGCGACGAGAUAUACGCCACGUCCGUCUUCAGCAGUGACCUGCCCGUCUUCACGUCAGUCUUGUCCAUUGAGCCUGGGUUUCUGGAUGAUGAGUUGCUUCACGUCAUAUACGGAUUUAGCAAGGACUUCGGUGCCGCCGGGCUCCGCCUUGGCUGCCUGAUAACACGAAGCGAGCCGAUGCUGAAGGUUAUACAAAUGACAAUGCGCUUCCAUAAUCCUUCCGGUGCGUCCGUGGCGAUCGCCACAGCGAUGCUAAGCAAUCGAGACUGGUGUACCCAGUUCGUCUCCAAUACCCGUCGCAGAAUUGGGGAAGCCUAUCAGCAUGUCACCGCGGGGCUGAGGGAGCUAAGUAUCAAUUACCUACCAGCCAACGCAGGUUUCUUCGUAUACGUUGACCUUUCCCCGUACCUUGAUCAAAGUGCGGAAGACCCCGAGUUCGACCUCUCCCAGAGGCUGCUUGACGCAGGUGUCUUUCUUCACCCCAAGGAAGAGCACGGCAAGCAAGGCUGGUACAGAGUUGUCUACACUCACCCUCCGGAAGUUGUGGAUGAAGGAUUAAGACGCAUCAAGGCGGUUCUUCAGAAAAAGGCUUAG
Messenger RNA from Clonostachys rhizophaga, 1245 nucleotides. The record is from the annotation of a GenBank genome assembly. Lineage: Eukaryota; Fungi; Ascomycota; Sordariomycetes; Hypocreales; Bionectriaceae.